This is a messenger RNA of Loxodonta africana (African savanna elephant), 2549 nucleotides long. It is a transcript of the gene NELFB, whose product is annotated as negative elongation factor complex member B. The record is from RefSeq and is a predicted model, not a curated record. Gene Ontology annotation, biological process: negative regulation of transcription elongation by RNA polymerase II. Lineage: Eukaryota; Metazoa; Chordata; Mammalia; Proboscidea; Elephantidae. Bases 425 to 1852 code for a protein of 475 amino acids. The transcript has 13 exons. Gene Ontology annotation, cellular component: NELF complex; nucleus.
GGGCCUCGGCCAUGUUCGCGGGGCUGCAGGACCUGGGCGUGGCCAACGGCGAGGACUUGAAGGAGACGCUGACGAACUGCACGGAGCCGCUCAAGGCCAUUGAGCAGUUCCAGCUGUUGCAGCUGCGGGGGACACUCUCGAACGUGCCUCCUGUGCACUCAGACUUGGCUGCAGCUGAAAUCGACCGCUUUCUGCCUCUCUGCCGCCUCAGACCGAGAAUGGCGUGCUCCUGCCGUCCUUGCAGUCUGCCCUGCCCUUCCUGGACCUGCAUGGGACGCCCCGGCUGGAGUUCCACCAAUCGGUGUUUGACGAACUGCGGGACAAGCUGCUAGAGAGAGUGUCUGCCAUUGCCUCAGAGGGGAAGGCUGAGGAAAGGUACAAGAAGCUGGAGGACCUCCUGGAGAAGAGCUUCUCUCUGGUGAAGAUGCCAUCCCUGCAGCCUGUGGUGAUGUGCGUUAUGAAACACUUGCCCAAGGUGCCUGAGAAGAAGCUGAAGCUGGUGAUGGCCGACAAGGAGCUGUACCGAGCCUGCGCGGUGGAGGUGAAGCGGCAGAUCUGGCAGGACAACCAGGCACUCUUUGGGGACGAGGUCUCCCCACUGCUGAAGCAGUACAUCCUGGAGAAGGAAGCUGCGCUCUUCAGCACCGAGCUGUCCGUUCUGCACAACUUUUUCAGCCCCUCACCUAAGACGAGGCGCCAGGGCGAGGUAGUGCAGAAGCUAACGCAGAUGGUGGGGAAGAAGGUGAAGCUGUACGACAUGGUACUGCAGUUCCUGCGUACGCUCUUCCUGCGCACACGCAACGUGCACUACUGCACGCUGAGGGCCGAGCUGCUCAUGUCCCUGCAUGACCUGGACGUUAGUGACAUCUGCACCGUGGACCCCUGCCACAAGUUCACCUGGUGCCUGGACGCCUGCAUCCGGGAGCGGUUCGUGGACAGCAAGCGGGCACGUGAGCUGCAGGGCUUUCUUGACGGAGUGAAGAAGGGGCAGGAGCAAGUCCUGGGGGACUUGUCCAUGAUCCUAUGUGACCCCUUCGCCAUCAACACACUUGCGCUGAGCACCAUCAGGCACCUGCAGGAACUGGUGGGCCAGGAGAUGCUGCCUAGGGACAGCCCCGACCUGCUCCUCCUGCUCAGGCUCCUGUCCCUGGGGCAGGGCGCCUGGGACAUGAUCGACAGCCAGGUCUUCAAGGAGCCCAAGAUGGAAGUGGAGCUCAUCACCAGGUUCCUGCCAACACUCAUGUCUUUUGUGGUGGAUGACCAUACCUUCAACGUGGACCAGAAGCUUCCUGCUGAAGAGAAGGCCCCAGUCACCUAUCCAAACACACUUCCAGAAAGCUUUACCAAGUUCCUUCAAGAGCAGCGCAUGGCCUGUGAGGUGGGGCUCUACUAUGUGCUGCACAUCGCCAAGCAGAGGAACAAGAGUGCGCUGCUGCGUCUGCUGCCCGGCCUGGUGGAGACCUUCGGGGAUCUGGCCUUCAGCGACAUCUUCCUGCACCUGCUCACCGGGAACCUGGCAUUGCUGGCCGACGAGUUCGCACUGGAGGACUUUUGCACGAGCCUAUUUGAUGGCUUCCUCCUUACAGCCUCAUCAAGGAAGGAGAAUGUGCACCGGCAUGUGCUGCGGCUCCUGAUCCAUUUGCACCACCGGGUGACACCAGCCAGGCUAGAGGCGCUGCAGCGGGCCCUCGAGCCCACAGGCCAGAGCGGGGAGGCUGUGAAGGAGCUGUACACGCAGCUCGGCCAGAAGCUGGAACAGCUGGACCACCUGAAGCCCAGCCCGGCCCCAGCAGCUGAAACGCCCACCCUGGAGCUGCCCCUGCCCCCCGUGCCUUCCCCAGCUGUACAGUGAGCCCCAUCAGACACACCCUGCAACCCGUGAAGGCAGUGGUGCUGCACCCAGCACCGGGUGGAUGUGGCCCGUGCAGGACAAGCAGCUCAGCUGAAGGCUGUGUCCAUGGCCUCCUGUCCACCGUCCACACAGGACCCACCACUCUGUGCCGGGCUGCUGGGUUCUGGGGGUUUGGGCAGCACCCACGGGAGGGUCCUGCCCUGCCCGCCCCUAGAGCUGUGACCGGCUGCACACUUGGUGCCCGGCAUGCUCUGGCGUGUUUUCCAACCACAGAAAGCAUGAUGUCGAGCUGCCUUGUAGGUUUUUACUGUCGCAGCAAAGAUGGACCAGACUUCGGUUAGGAACCUGGUCUCCACAUGGGGGGAGGGGGUUGAGGACCUGGUGAACCACCUCAGUGUUUGAGGGGUGGGGCCUGGCCACAUUUGGUGUCUGCAGAGUUGGACUUGGGGCCUGUCCGUAUCACUUGUCGCCGCCUGGAACCCCUGAGAACAGGGCUGAUUUUGCUGCAGUACAGUGGCAGAGGCUGCGUUGGGCCCCAAGGCCCGGCCUGUGUGCACAGGGUCCUGGCUGGUGGGGGGUUUGCAGACAGCCCCAGGAGAGCCAGGUCCCCACAUGGGUCUCCAUGCCCAGGUGCACCAUCUGCUGUAGGGGUGAGGGGAGACUCACUAUGGGAAUAAAAGGCAUUUUCAUGAGAUGA